Molecule: messenger RNA, 1911 nt
Organism: Cryptomeria japonica (Japanese cedar)
Lineage: Eukaryota; Viridiplantae; Streptophyta; Pinopsida; Cupressales; Cupressaceae
Product: cysteine proteinase mucunain
Exons: 5
Coding region: 286-1644 (452 amino acids)
Cellular component (GO): lysosome
Molecular function (GO): cysteine-type endopeptidase activity
Source: RefSeq, a predicted model, not a curated record
UGUCGUUUGCAGGAAACGGUUCGCCACCUAUAAAUACAGAGCCUGCCCAACUUGUUUACAAACGCAAUAUACAUCCUUAUUUUCUCGCUCCUAGCAAACGCUUCAGACAUUCUUUUUCUGUCUAUUUAGCAUUAUCGUCCCCCAUUUCCCCUAUAUAUUUGGGAAACCAUAGCAGAGUAGUUCCUUUAGUUCAUGUUUGUCAGCAAAUUUAGGGUUUCGAUUUCAUUCAAGUCUUAACAAACUGUCUGUUAUUAUAGUUAGCAUAUUCAGUGUUUUGUUUCAGCAAUGAGGAACUUGGUAAUAUUUACACUGUUAUUUGUGCUCUGUAUUGGGAGAUGUUCAUGCUACAGCCCAUUUUCGGUGAUAGGAUACAACCCAGAAGAUUUGGCGUCUGAUGAAACACUUUUUCAGAUCUAUGAACGGUGGCAGUCGGAGCAUGGGAAGGCCUACAAUGGCCUGGAUGAGAAAGAAACCAGGUUCCACAUAUUCAAAAGCAAUUUGCUCUACAUUGAUGUGCAAAACCGAAAAAACAAUUCGUUUUCGCUUGGCCUCAAUCAGUUUGCAGACCUGACCCAUGAUGAAUUUAAAAGCAUGUAUUUGGGUACUGUAUUUCGCUCCUCAAGACACCAUUCGAACACCUCUCCGAGCAUUCGAUAUAAAUAUAUUGAAGGCGAGCAGAUGCCUGAAUCAGUGGAUUGGAGAAAAAAUGGUGCCGUAACGGAGGUUAAAGACCAAGGAACUUGUGGAAGCUGUUGGGCAUUCUCCACAGUUGCAGCGGUUGAAGGAGUUAAUCAGAUUGUGACAGGGAAGUUAAUAUCUUUGUCUGAACAAGAGCUUGUAGACUGUGAUACUUCGACCAACCAGGGGUGCCAUGGUGGAUUAAUGGAUGCGGCAUUUCAGUUUAUUGUGGAGAAUGGUGGUAUUGACAGCGAGGCCGAUUACCCUUAUAAGGCUCGAGAAGAUGCCUGUAACAUGAAACGGAAAAAAACCCAUGUUGUAACAAUUGAUGGCUAUGAAGAUGUACCUAGACAUGAUGAAAAAUCAUUACAGAAGGCUGUAGCACAUCAACCGAUCAGUGUGGCUAUUGAAUCUAGUGGGAGGCAGUUCCAAUUUUACAAAUCUGGUGUGUUCGAUGGUUAUUGUGGAACUAAUCUCGAUCAUGGUGUCACAUUAGUGGGUUAUGGAUCAGCUGAUAAGGACUACUGGAUUGUAAAGAAUUCAUGGGGUCCAAGUUGGGGUGAAAAUGGGUUCGUCAGGAUGGAAAGAAAUAUUAAGAGUUCAUAUGGAAAAUGUGGCAUUGCCAUCCAACCAUCGUAUCCAAUUAAAAAUAGACUCAAUCCUCCAACACCUUCUCCUUAUCAUCCAUCUCCAAUUCAGCCUGCAACAAAGUGUAACAACUUUUUUUCAUGUCCAGGUGGUAGCACAUGCUGCUGUGCAUACAGUUUUCAUAGAUUAUGCAUUCAUUGGUCUUGUUGCCCUUAUGAAUCUGCUACCUGUUGUAAUGAUCGUUCCCAUUGCUGCCCACAUGACUUUCCAGUCUGUGAUUUGAAAGCAAGGAGCUGUCGUAAGAGUUGGAACCAUCCAUUCGGAGAAACCAUGCUCAACCGUACUCAAGCGAAGCCUCAUUCAUUUUAUAACUUAUAAAAGUCCCCUAUCAACACCAUCUUAUCAAUCAUCAACCACUUUUUUAACUUUGAAGAUCAAGAUCAUCCUAACCCCAUCAAUAAUAUUUAACAAAGACGGUGCCAUUUCAAUUUGCAAGUCUUUUUGGGGGGGCUUUCAAGACGCCAACCAAUUGACUUUGUCUUAAUGCUGAUAUAUUUCAAUAUUGUUUGUUCAAUGUUAUGGAGACUGAAAUUACAGCUCUGCCAAACGUUAGUUCUGAAGUUUAAGACUUUGAUAAAUAUAUAC